Messenger RNA from Amoebophrya sp. A120, 712 nucleotides. NCBI's taxonomy places the organism in Eukaryota, Dinophyceae, Syndiniales, Amoebophryaceae. The record is from the annotation of a GenBank genome assembly.
UUCCAGCAAGCAGGACAUAUAAUCAGGGGCGGCGACGUGCGCCUCCCGUUCAUCUUGCGCGCCAGCGGGCGCGCGCAGGCGCGUGGCAGCGCAGCCCCUAGGUGGCGCGACGGGGCUUCUUUGCAUACGGAAGAGCCGCAGCCACAGCCGCGCGAACUUUCUGCGUUGGUUGGCGCAUGAUGGAGAUACUUUCCUCACGCUGUCAACGGCCGCGGCACAGCUCAACUUAGAGCUGGGCUACACCGCCUCUCACGCCGGACCACCCGAAGCGGGGCAAACAAGGUGGAAGAAGCUGCGAGAGGCGCGCGCGACUCUUGUCACAGGGCUCUGGUGGUGGCACGCCACGCCCGCUGCCUCCUUAGCGCCGGAACCCGCGCGACGAGGUGGCCGCGGGGCCCAUCAGUGUGUGCGUGGGCGCACGCCGCGCGCGCUCUUGCCGGCCGUGUCCCCCGUGCCGACCCUCGCCUGCGCCUCUGUCAUGAUCGUGUCGCAAAGAGCCCUUGGGCGUGACUUCAUGUUGUGGGCCCGCCGGUGUGCCACUUAUUGUCGCGGAGACCCGCCACUGUCCCAAGCGUAUUAAAGUGGUGUCACUAUUCUGCACUGGCGCGGCGGGGCCGAAAAGAAGUUGCCGCAGCCUGCGUCUGAGCUACGUACUUUCACCUCAUACACAUCAUGGUCGGGCACGCAGGGUGUCCCCAAUGUGGAGUCCGCC